GAUGCAACUGACACGUCAAAAAAUCAGAGAGAGGAAGAUCUGCGUGAAAUUUUUGGUGCGGCAAAGCUCAUAAUUGUGGGAAAAAUCGGGAAAAAGCGUGAUUUAAUAUGAAUAGUAAUUACCUGAUAGUUGCAUGUAUUGUAAUUUGCAUUGCCUCAGCUCCCGCCAAUGGGUACUUUAUCACAGUUGAUGCUCAUUCCGAGGAAUGUUUCUUCGAUCGUGCUGAGGCUGGAACGAAGAUGGGUUUGAUCUUUGAGACAGUCGAAGGGGGCUUCUUGGACAUUGAUGUCCGCAUUACGGAUCCAGAGGGUAAAAUCAUCUAUCACGGUGUCCGGGAGUCAUCCGGCAAGUACACGUUUGCAGCACACGUUAGUGGGGCGUACCAGUACUGCUUUAGCAAUCAAAUGUCCACAAUGACCCCGAAGGUUGUCAUGUUCUCCAUGGAAGUUGGGGAGACACCCAAGACAAAUGGUAGCCAGGGCGGAGCCCCAGGUGCCGAUGGAGCGGACGGAGAUACGAGUCACACGAAGCUCGAUGAUAUGAUCAAGGAGUUGUCCGGAACACUCACCAGCAUUAAGCAUGAGCAGGAGUACAUGCAUAUGCGCGACCGAAUUCACCGGAACAUCAAUGAGAGCACAAACUUCCGUGUCGUCAUCUGGUCCACAUUUGAGGCUCUCGUCCUCAUUGUGAUGACAGUCGGUCAGAUUUACUACUUAAAGCGUUUCUUCGAAGUGAGGCGUGUGGUGUGAGUUAGAGGAAAGAAGUUUUUUUUUUCUUUGGCGGUAUUUAAUUUACAAACAAAAAGAAAAUUAAGAAAAAUUAAAAAAGAAAAUCUGUGAAGAAA
This is a messenger RNA of Lutzomyia longipalpis, 844 nucleotides long. RefSeq names its product transmembrane emp24 domain-containing protein 2 (gene CHOp24). The record is from RefSeq and is a predicted model, not a curated record. The coding region runs from base 108 to 749 and encodes 213 amino acids. Gene Ontology annotation, cellular component: COPII-coated ER to Golgi transport vesicle; endoplasmic reticulum; endoplasmic reticulum-Golgi intermediate compartment. The transcript has 3 exons. NCBI's taxonomy places the organism in Eukaryota, Metazoa, Arthropoda, Insecta, Diptera, Psychodidae. Gene Ontology annotation, biological process: intracellular protein transport; endoplasmic reticulum to Golgi vesicle-mediated transport; Golgi organization.